AUGCGUGUGUUGCAGGUGUCAUACGUGAUCAGAGACGAGGUGGAGAAAUAUAAUCGUAAUGGAGUCAACGCACUUCAGCUGGAUCCGGCUCUGAACCGGCUCUUCACCGCCGGGAGAGACUCCAUCAUCAGGAUUUGGAGCGUUAACCAGCACAAGGAUCCAUACAUUGCAUCGAUGGAGCAUCACACAGACUGGGUCAAUGACAUCGUCCUCUGCUGCAACGGGAAAACACUGAUAUCAGCAUCGUCAGACACCACGGUGAAGGUCUGGAACGCACACAAGGGCUUCUGCAUGUCCACACUGCGAACGCACAAGACAGCGUCUUCUCUCAGUGGGAACAAGGACUCCAUCUACAGUCUGGCCAUGAAUCAGAUGGGGACGGUUAUAGUGUCAGGAUCCACUGAAAAGGUUCUGAGAGUGUGGGACCCGCGAACCUGUGCCAAACUGAUGAAACUGAAAGGACACACAGAUAACGUCAAAUCGCUGCUGCUCAACAGAGACGGGACUCAGUGUCUCUCAGGGAGCUCAGACGGGACGAUCCGGCUCUGGUCUCUGGGUCAGCAGAGGUGCAUCGCCACGUACCGCGUUCACGACGAGGGCGUCUGGGCGCUGCAGGUCAACGAGGCCUUCACGCACGUGUACUCCGGAGGCCGCGACCGGAAGAUAUACUGCACAGACCUGCGCAGUCCUGACAUCCGUGUGCUGAUCUGCGAGGAGAAGGCUCCUGUGCUGAAGAUGGAGCUGGACCGCUCGGCUGAUCCGCAUUCGGCCAUCUGGGUUUCCACCACGAAGUCCACGGUUAAUAAGUGGUCUCUGAAGGGUAUCCAUAAUUUCCGAGCGUCUGGUGAUUACGACAAUGACUGCAGCGCUCCGCUGACGCCGCUGUGCACGCAGACAGAGCAGCUGAUCAAAGGUGGCGCCAGUAUAAUUCAGUGCCACAUUCUGAACGACAAACGACACAUUCUGACCAAAGACACCAACAAUAACGUGGCGUACUGGGAUGUGCUGAAGGCCUGUAAAGUCGAAGACUUGGGCAAGAUGGAGGUUGAUGAAGAGAACAAGAAAAGGUUCAAGAUGGUUUAUGUGCCGAACUGGUUUUCGGUGGAUCUGAAGACAGGGAUGUUGACGAUAACGCUGGACGAGAGCGACUGCUUUGCAGCCUGGGUUUCUGCUAAAGAUGCUGGCUUCACCAGCCCUGACGGAUCCGACCCUAAACUGAAUCUGGGCGGGCUGCUGCUGCAGGCUCUGCUGGAGUACUGGCCUCGCACUCACACCAACCCCACGGACGAGGAGACCGAACUCAAUCAUGGGAGCGUGAACGGUGAGCACGAGAGCCGGAUACAGAAGGGAAACGGAUAUUUCCAGGUGCCGCCGCACACGCCGGUGAUUUUCGGUGAAGCGGGAGGAAGGACGUUAUUCAGGCUGCUGUGUCGAGACUCCGGUGGAGAAACUGAGUCCAUGUUACUCAACGAGACGGUCCCGCAGUGGGUCAUCGACAUCACCGUGGACUAUCUCACAGAAAAAAACAUGCCCAAAUUCAACAAAAUCCCGUUCUACCUCCAGCCCCAUUCGUCCUCUGGAGCAAAGACGUUAAAGAAGGAUCGUUUGUCGGCCAGUGACAUGUUACAGGUGAGGAAGGUGAUGGAACACGUGUAUGAAAAGAUCAUCAACCUGGACAGCGAGUCGCAGACAGGCGGUUCGGCCGCAGAGAAGCCCAGCGAGCAGAAAGAGGAGGAGGAGAUGGCAGUGCUAGCGGAGGAGAAGAUUGAGCUGCUCUGCCAAGACCAGGUUCUGGAUCCCAACAUGGACCUGCGAACGGUCAAGCACUUCAUCUGGAAGAGCGGCGGCGACCUGACGCUCCACUACCGGCAGAAAUCCACGUGAGGAUUUGACGCUGACGCGGAAACUCCGUUCGUAACACUUCACAUUCAAAGCACACGCUCACCUGCACUUCCUGAUUCUGUCUGACGUCUACGGGCCGCUCGGCUCACGCAUGAUUAUCCGAGUGUGAACGGGAAGGAGGAUCUUUUCUGGGCAUGAAUUCUCUCUUGAUGGAUGUUUUUUUUUUACCGCCUCUUCCUCCUCUUCUCAUUUAACAUUCCAGUGAUGUGUUUGUUAGCAAUGACGUCAUCAAAUCCAGUCAAAGCCGAGGAACUGGUUUUUAAACAUUCGUGAAUGUUUAAGGAGCGCCGCCGAUGAAACCGAACAUCUGAGAAAGCUCCAAGAACGCCAUUUCCCAUGAUGCAUCUCUCUCUCUCUCUCACACUAACGUGCCGCGAUCAUCAGUGCAUCCGUUUUGUACAUAUAUUGUAAUUAUUUUGUAGUCGACUUGAGUUGGAGAUUAGGAGGGGUUUUAUUUACGUUUCUUUUUAAGAAAAUGUACGGUAUCUUUUUCAUGUAAAAUAUGAUGACGGGAGUGUAGAGAGUGGAAAAACUCAAAACGUUAUAAGCAGACAUAGAAACAAAUGUUUUUUUAAAGGAAUAGUU
Sinocyclocheilus grahami is the source of this 2487-nucleotide messenger RNA. RefSeq names its product WD repeat-containing protein 48. Gene Ontology annotation, biological process: double-strand break repair via homologous recombination. The transcript has 18 exons. The record is from RefSeq and is a predicted model, not a curated record. Gene Ontology annotation, molecular function: ubiquitin binding. Bases 1 to 1884 code for a protein of 627 amino acids. Lineage: Eukaryota; Metazoa; Chordata; Actinopteri; Cypriniformes; Cyprinidae.